Molecule: messenger RNA, 600 nt
Organism: Thelazia callipaeda (thelaziosis nematode)
Lineage: Eukaryota; Metazoa; Nematoda; Chromadorea; Rhabditida; Thelaziidae
Source: the annotation of a GenBank genome assembly
CUGCAUGAAUUUUUCCUAUUCUGUACUAAUCACCACUCUAAAAUUUCUGUUCAGCAAGCUUUGAAGUUGCCUGAUUCACGCAAGCGUUCUUUCCGUGCUGAAUUCGACGAAAAUUUCAUUGCAGAAAAAAAAUCAUGCAUCACUGUAGGUACGAGCAUGUUUUAUUUGAUGUUUUUGUUGUUAAAAAUUUAUAACUUUAAUGGAUUCAGUCGCACUUACCAAAUAUGUCACUUUUUUGAUGCGUUUCUUCGAAAAAUUAUUUUAAUAACUAUAAAUAUUGCUUUGAAGAACGAAAAAGUGGUGUGUAAAAACAUACGUAGAAGUCGAAAACGCUGUGGUUGUUCAUGCAAAUCUCCUUGCCUGCCUGAAACAUGUGAAUGUGCUUUGAAUGGAAUCGAAUGUUUGGUGGAUAGACCGGCAUUCCCAUGCAGAUGUGGAGCGUCUGAAUGUAAUAAUCCGUUCGGACGUCGUGAAUAUGAUGAAACCCGUAUUCGAGCUCAUUUUCGUUCAACUUUAAUGCGUUUAAAGGCAGCUCAGUGUCAAAAGGUGAAAUUCAUAGAACAUGGAACAUUUAUUCUUAGAAUUGAGGUUGUGAUUUAA